AACAGAAUCCCCUACCACAACAAGCUCUCCAACAAAUACGGCUCCAACUACAACAGGUGCUCCAACAACAACUGAAGCCCCUACCACCACAAGCCCUCCAACUACAACAAUUGCCCCAACAACAACAAGUGCUCCAACAACAACUGAAGCCCCUACCACAACAAGCCUUCCAUCAACAACAAGUGGUCAAACAACAACAGAAGCCCCUACCACCACAAGCCCUCCAACAACAACAAUUGCCCCGACAACAACCAGUGCUCCAACAACAACAGAAUCGCCCACCACAACAAGCCCUCCAACAACAACUAUGGCUCCAACUACAACAAGUGCUCCAACAACAACAGAAGCCCCUACCACCACAAGCCCUCCAACAACAACAAUUGCCCUGACAACAACCAGUGCUCCAACAACAACAGAAUCACCUACCACAACAAGCCCUCCAACAACAACUAGUGCUCCAACAACAAGUGCUCCAACAACAACAGAAGCCCAUACCACAACAAGCCCUCCAACAACAACUGCUCCAACAACAACAAGUGCUCCAACUACAACAGAAGCCCCAACCACCACAAGCCCUUUAACAACCACUAUGGCUAUGACUACAACAAUUGCGCCAACAACAACUGAAGCCCCUACCACAACAAGCCCUCCAACAACAACUAUGGAUCCAACAACAACAAGUGCUCCAACAACAACAGAAGCCCCUACCACAACAAGCACUAUGACUCCAACUACAACUAAUGCUCCAACAACAACUGAAGCCCCUACAACCACAAGCCAUCCAACAACAACAAUUGCCCCGACUACAACAAGUGCUCCAAAAACAACUGAAGCCCCUACCACAACAAGCCUUCCAUCAACAACAAGUGGUCAAACAACAACAGAAGCCCCUACCACCACAAGCCCUCCAACAACAACAAUUGCCCAGACAACAACCAGUGCUCCAACAACAACAGAAUCCCCUACCACAACAAGCUCUCCAACAACUACGGCUCCAACUACAACAGGUUCUCCAACAACAUCUGAAGCCCCUACCACCACAAGCCGUCCAACAACAACAAUUGCCACGACAACAAGCAGUGCUCCAACAACAACAGAAUCACCCACCACAACAAGCCCUCCAACAACUACGGCUCCAACUACAACAAGUGAUCCAACAACAACAGAAUCACCUACCACAACAAGCUCUCCAACAACAACUACAGCUCCAACAACAACAAGUGCUCCAACAACAACAGAAGCCCCUACCACAACAAGCCCUCCAACAACAACUACGGCUCCAAAAACAACAAGUGCUCUAACAACAACAGAAGCCCCAACCACCACAAGCCGUCCAACAACCACUAUGGCCCCGACUACAACAAGUGCUCCAACAACAACAGAAUCCCCUACCACAACAAGCCCUUUAACAACCACUAUGGCUAUGACUACAACAAUUGCGCCAACAACAACUGAAGCCCCUACCACAACAAGCCCUCCAACAACAACUAUGGAUCCAACAACAACAAGUGCUCCAACAACAGAAGCCCCAACCACCACAAGCCCUCCAACAACCACUAUGGCCCUGACUACAACAAGUGCUCCAACAACAACAGAAUCCCCUACCACAACAAGCCCGCCAACAACAACAAGUGGUUCAACAACAACAGAAGCCCGUACCAACACUAGCCCUCCAACAACAACAAAUGGUGCAACAACAACAGAAGCCCCUACCACCACUAGCCCUCGAACAACAACAAUAGCCCUGACAACAACCAGUGCUCCAACAACAACAGAAUCCCCUACCACAACAAGCUCUCCAACAACUACGACUCAAACUACAACAGAUUCUCCAACAACAACAGAAUCACCUACCACAACAAGCUCUCCAACAACAACUACAGCUCCAACAACAACAAGUGCUCCAACAACGCCAGAAGCCCCUACCACGACAAGCCCUCCAACAACAACUACGGAUCCAACAACAACAAGCCCUCCAACAACAACUAUGGCCCCAACUACAGCAAGUGCUCCAACAACAACAAGUGGUCCAACAACAACAGAAGCCCCUACCACCACUAGCCCUCCAACAACAACAAUAGCCCUGACAACAACCAGUGCUCCAACAACAACAGAAUCCCCUACCACAACAAGCUCUCCAACAACUACGGCUCCAACUACAACAGGUUCUCCAACAACAACAGUAUCACCUACCACAACAAGCUCUCCAACAACAACUACAGCUCCAACAACAACAAGUGCUCCAACAACAACAGAAGCCCCUACCACCACUAGCCCUCCAACAACAACAAUAGCCCUGACAACAACCAGUGCUCCAACAACAACAGAAUCCCCUACCACAACAAGCUCUCCAACAACUACGGCUCCAACUACAACAGGUUCUCCAACAACAACAGUAUCACCUACCACAACAAGCUCUCCAACAACAACUACAGCUCCAACAACAACAAGUGCUCCAACAACAACAGAAGCCCCUACCACCACAAGCCCUCCAACAACAACUAUGGAUCCAACAACAACAAGUGCUCCAACCACAAAAGCCCCGACCACCACAAGCCCUCCAACCACCACUAUGGCCCUGACUACAACAAGUGCUCCAACUACAACAGAAAACCCAACCACCACAAGCCCUUUAACAACCACUAUGGCUAUGACUACAACAAUUGCGCCAACAACAACUGAAGCCCCUACCACAACAAGCCCUCCAACAACUACUAUGGAUCCAACAACAACAAGUGCUCCAACAACAGAAGCCCCAACCACCACAAGCCGUCCAACAACCACUAUGGCCCUGACUACAACAAGUGCUCCAACAACAACAGAAUCCCCUACCACAACAAGCCCGCCAACAACAACAAGUAGUUCAACAACAACAAAAGCCCCUACCACCACUAGCCCUCCAACAACAACAAAUGGUCCAACAACAACAGAAGCCCCUACCACCAGUAGCCCUCCAACAACAACAAUAGCCCUGACAACAACCAGUGCUCCAACAACAACAAAUCCCCACCACAACAAGCUCUCCAAAACUACGGCUCCAACUACAACAGUUUCCAACAACAACAAACCUCACCUACCCAACAACAAGCUCUCCCAACCACACAACUACAGCUCCAACAACAACAACCCCUACCACCACAAGCCUUCCAACAACAACUAUGGAUCCAACAACAACAAGUGCACCAACCACAAAAGCCCCGACCACCACAAGCCCUCCAAUAACCACUAUGGCCCUGACUACAACAAGUGCUCCAACAACAACAGAAUCCCCUACCACAACAAGCACUCCAACAACAAGUGCCCUGACAACAACCAGUGCUCCAACAACAACAGAAUCACCUACCACAACAAGCUCUCCAACAACAACUACAGCUCCAACAACAACAAGUGCUCCAACAACAACAGAAGCCCCUACCACGACAAGCCCUCCAACAACAACUAUGGAUCCAACAACAACAACCCACACAACAAGUGCUCCAACAACAACAGAAUCCCCUACCACAACAAGCCCUCCAACAACAACAAGUGGUUCAACAACAACAGAAGCCCCUACCAUCACAAGCCCUCCAACAGCAACUAUGUAUCCAACAACAUCAAGUGCUCCAACAACAGAAGCCCCAACCACCACAAGCCCUCCAACAACCACUAUGGCCCUGACUACAACAGGUUCUCCAACAACAACAGAAUCACCUAUCACAACAAGCUCUCCAACAACAACUACAGGUCCAACAACAACAAGUGCUCCAACAACAACAGAAGCCCCUACCACAACAAACCCUACAAGAACAACUAUGGCCCUGAGAACAACCAGUGCUCCAACAACAACAGAAUCCCCUACCACAACAAGCUCUCCAACAACUACGGCUCCAACUACAACAGGUUCUCCAACAACAAGAGAAUCACCUACCAAAACAAGCUCUCCAACAACAACUACAGCUCCAACAACAACAAGUGCUCCAACAACAACAGAAGCCCCUAG
Molecule: messenger RNA, 3979 nt
Organism: Anguilla rostrata (American eel)
Lineage: Eukaryota; Metazoa; Chordata; Actinopteri; Anguilliformes; Anguillidae
Product: mucin-2-like
Exons: 4
Coding region: 308-3979 (1223 amino acids)
Source: RefSeq, a predicted model, not a curated record